Messenger RNA from Lutzomyia longipalpis, 1200 nucleotides. RefSeq names its product tektin-1. The coding region runs from base 1 to 1200 and encodes 399 amino acids. The transcript has 3 exons. Lineage: Eukaryota; Metazoa; Arthropoda; Insecta; Diptera; Psychodidae. Gene Ontology annotation, cellular component: nucleus; microtubule cytoskeleton. The record is from RefSeq and is a predicted model, not a curated record. Gene Ontology annotation, biological process: cilium movement involved in cell motility; cilium assembly.
AUGAUCCCAUUCAGAAAAUUCUCCCACUGCCAAUGGAAAGUUAACAAUCACGGCAAGAGAAUCAUCUCGGAGCAACAGCAGGAGCUAGCUGAACGAAUAAUCAGCGAAUCUGAUCGUCUUGUGGAUGAGAUUCGGGAGAAGACCCAGCAGAAUCACGGGGAGAGUAACCACAGACUAGAAGAACGUAUCACUGACAUAAAAUUCCUCAAGGAUGAGCUUGAGAGCUAUAAAGCUGAAUGCUGUGCCGAAGAGGAAGCCCUCAAAACGUACAGGAUGCGUGUGGGGAAGGCGCUGGCGGUCUUCCGGGAGAAAUACCUACCAAUUUGCCGGAAGUGCUUGGCAAUCCGGGAACAACGUGUGGAAACGGAUAUUGUGCGGGAUGAAGUUGAGAAGGAACUGCAGAAGGAGUUGAGAGUCAUUGAGGAGUCCCUGGAAUCGCUGGAGAAAGCCCACACAGAUGCCAACGAGCAAAUCCGUCGUAUUCGUGCAGCAAUGUACCAAGUGGACAAGGAUCUCCUCCUGAAGGCCACAGCUCAGGGUAUCGAUGAGAAAUGCCUCGAAAUUAAGCCAACGCAGCUCAAUCUUCGUGUUCAGCAAAUAAAUCCAGAGAAGGAUGCUUUCAACACCACAAUGGAGUCCUGGCAGAAGAUCACACUGGAUACAAUUCAGAAAUCAUCUCAGGAGAUCACUAAAGCACGAUCUCUGCGCUCCUUCAUUGAUGUUCUCCUGCGUCAGGUGGCUGAGGAUAUUUUUUCCCGGACAGAGGCAACAAAUGUGGCCUUCCGGAAGCGCAUUGGUGAAGUUAAGGGCACCAAGGAACGUCUGGAGGACGUCCACAGGGAAACACUACGACAGGUGAAUGAAAUUGAGCGAAAUUUGGGACGCUUGGAGCAUGAGCUCGUCACAAAGGAGGGCUUCAUUGCGGCCUGUACGAUGCGUCUGAGUGAACGGAAGAAGCGUCCUGGGACAGAGCUUUGCCUGGACAUUCCGCAGGAGACGCUGCUGCGUGAAUUGGCGAACUUAACACUGAGCUGCAAACAACUCGAGCAGAUGAUCACGGACUCAAAGACAACGCUGCGGUACUUGCUGAACACGCAGAUGCAGCAGGAGCGUGAGAUUAAUGUGAAGAUGAACUCCUUGAAGGUGGAUGAAGUUGAUUGCAUGUCCCUGCGGCAGGGUCUGGAGUUUCAAUCUUUCUAA